UGCACUGCGCGCUGCACAGUGAAGCGCUGCUUCCCCGCUUUAGUUGUCGCUGCUUUGCUAGUGCCCAGACGGUCUUCGCGGGAAUAAUGGAGGGCAGGGAGUGAAAAUUGGAGGUGGGCUCGAUUGUGAUAGAAAUCCCAGCAAUGGAGGGUUCUCAAAUGCAGCUUCGUAUCUUUGACCUCAAUUGCUGGGCCAUUCGUUACCUGAGCAAAUUACGGCGAGAGCGGGUUGCGUUGAUUGGGGAUGUCCUUAACCAGGAGGGAUUUGAUCUGGCACUCUUACAGGAGGUAUGGAGUGAAAAAGAUUAUCUCGUGCUGCAAAAGAAACUGUGUACUCAUUAUCCUUCUUCCCACUACUUCAAAAGUGGGGUGAUUGGCAGCGGGCUCUGCAUCUUCUCCAAACAUCAGAUCCUGGACACCUUCUUGUACCAAUAUUCUGUGAAUGGCUACCCAUACAUGUUCCAGCAUGGAGACUGGUUCGGUGGCAAAUCCGUGGGUCUCAUAGUGCUAAAGAUCGAGGGCAUUAUUUUCAACGUCUAUGUGACUCAUCUCCAUGCUGAAUAUUGUCGAGAGAAGGAUACAUACCUGCCCCAUCGUGUGGUUCAGGCCUGGGAACUUGGCCAGUUCAUACAGCAUACCUCCAAAGGAGCUGAUGUGGUGCUGCUUGGAGGAGACCUGAAUAUGCACCCAGAAGAUGUUGGCAUCCGGCUAUUGAGAGGAUGGACGGGGCUGCGAGAUUCCUUCAUAGCUGCAGAGAAAAUUAAAGGCUGUGAAGAUGGCUGUACCCUUGUGCCAGCCAACUGCUACAUCAACAAGAAAGAACUGCAGUGUUAUCCCCAAGGGAUUCGUAUUGACUACAUUCUUUAUAAAGGCUCAUCUCAAUAUGAUAUUAGAUGCAAUAUUCAUGAAACUACUACGGGAACUGCUCCUGGCAAGGAUUUUCCUUACUCUGACCAUGAAGCUGUCAAAGUGACACUCUCUAUAGUCCAAUCAAAUAAAAGUGAAAACAAUCUUCCAGUUGAGCCAGUUCUGGUGGAUGUCUUGAACGAAGCCCGUCUGGAGGUGCAAGUGGGGUUACAUUCAGCAAAACGGCAGCAGUAUUUGUGUGGCCGCAUGGCCGUCCUGGCUGUGCUUCUGCUGGUCAUACAAGGAGCCAUGGCAAUGAGUUCCAUAUUUGGUGGAGCUCUCCAGCAGCCCUUCCCCAAGUUCUCCUUCUCUUUGCUCAGUCUACUCUCUGUGUCAGUCCUGCUUAUCUCAGCUGUGCUCUAUCUCUUCCACAUCAUCGAAGUGAAGGUGCUGCGGGGAACAGAGGAACAAAUGCGGGUGGGGCUGAAGACGCUCCAGGAGAAAUUCAACAGCAGGUGAAACAUUUGAUGGCUGCACUGAUGGCAUGAACCAAGAGACUGGGCAGAGGUGGAAAUAACAAAUCCCUCUGUGAUUCUCAGCAAUAACAGUUCACUGGUUCUAAAUAAGGAAUGGUAAUUAACCUUUGAUACUGUAAAGGGGGGAGUUUAAUAGGCUGGAUUUUUGAGCAGUAACAUUUUUAGAUUUUUUUGUGCUGAAGCCAUGGGUGGAUUGUGAAACUAACCUGGCUAUUUAAAAAAAAACAAUUUUUAUCGUAAAAUACUAUUUUAAUAGAAUUAAACACAUACUGGACUGUUAAAUUUGUAUUGAGAAAGCAGGUAAGAACAGAUGCGUAAAAUAAAAUGCUCCUAUUUAUACAGCUACUUUUCCUGCAACUAUAAUGUUUUCAGCUGUACUAAGUAAAUGGUAACGACUAUUGAUAGAAAUCUGUUUUUAGUAUGUACCUUGUUGUGUAACACUUUAGCAUUUCUUUACACUUUAGAUCAGGGGUCCCCAAUCCUCAGUCCGUGGACCGCGGCAUGCCAGCAACCAGUCCACACAAACAAGCAAAGCCCCAUCUGCAGGAUAUAGGCAGCAUACAAAACCACAUUCCCUCCGGUCCAUGCAAAGAAAAACCUCUCUCCACAGAACUGAUCCCUGGGCCCAAAAGGUUGGGGGCCUCUGCUUUAGAUGACCAUGUACAGUGCAUUAGUUUUAGGAGCUGUCCAGUUCCUGGUGCUUAAUUGUAGGAAGGGAUAUCUUCAGAAUUUAGCAGAAUAUCAUAUAUAGUCCAUCCUUAAGUUCACAGAGAAGAGCAAUACAUGUUACCUUAAGAUGACUUAAGGUAUCCCUCUUCUCUCAAGAGUGUCAGAGUCCAGUGUAACCAAAAUCUGAAACAUCUGGGUUUUGGCCAAGACAAAUUUGAUGGAGUCUUAUUCGAUGUAUAUGGUAAAGCUGAUAUACACCACCCCUCCCUCCUGUCUCCUUAUGGCACAUGCACACAGCCCUCCCUUGAUCUUUCUGUUCCCCCACUUCCUUUAGUCAUUGCCGCCCUCCCCACUUUUGCCCAGAUGAUAUAGGUGUAUUUUGGACGGGGCACACAGACCAGUCAGACCUGGAUCUUGUCAUAGAACACUCAAUGACUGAAAUGUUUGCAAACCCUAUUACACCUAUGUUCAGGUGGGGUUAAUCAGAACCAACCACGACGAGAGGAACUUGAGUCAAAAAGUGAUUUUUGAAACACACAAAGCUUUGAUACCCAUGCUGAAAAUAUAAUAGAAAUUAGUUAUAAAUCAUCCAAUGUCUGUAAAGAAGUAGGCAACCAGCUCUUUGGUAUCUUUCGUACAUGCAUUUCUUUCAUCUACUAAUUUUCUUUUUUUCUCAAAAAUACUUGGUGUGAAAAUUAAUUUUAACUAGUUUCAGUUCAAAUUUAAGGUCAGGCUUGACUUAAUUACCUCUAACUAAGAACUAUAUUAUCUGCCUUGGCCGCCAUUUGCAGCUUGCUGAAAGCCAAAUAACAUAAUCCUGGCCACUUCUUGGAAGAAAUUGGGUCAAGACCAAGAAAACUUUGGAAAAAGCUGGAUGAAUAUUUCCUCUAUUGUGAAAUUAACUUGGAUAAAAAAAGACAGAACAGUGUUUCCUUUUCACUCCAUUAUGUUUAUUGGAGCUGUGCCUGUGAAAAGCCAGUUGGCUUAUAUCGAUCUAGAAGUAGACACUUUCAGAUUAUAAACUGACUUUAGUUACCAAA
Molecule: messenger RNA, 3090 nt
Organism: Crotalus tigris (Tiger rattlesnake)
Lineage: Eukaryota; Metazoa; Chordata; Lepidosauria; Squamata; Viperidae
Gene: SMPD2
Product: sphingomyelin phosphodiesterase 2
Exons: 11
Coding region: 144-1364 (406 amino acids)
Cellular component (GO): cytoplasm
Molecular function (GO): sphingomyelin phosphodiesterase activity
Source: RefSeq, a predicted model, not a curated record